Sinocyclocheilus rhinocerous is the source of this 835-nucleotide messenger RNA. RefSeq names its product fucolectin-like. The coding region runs from base 10 to 834 and encodes 274 amino acids. The transcript has 5 exons. Lineage: Eukaryota; Metazoa; Chordata; Actinopteri; Cypriniformes; Cyprinidae. The record is from RefSeq and is a predicted model, not a curated record.
AUUUUUGUGAUGCCUUAUUUUACAGACUCAACUGCAGCUAAAGCCAGAAAUCUUGCUUUGUAUGGCAAGGCCACACAAUCAGACCUGGUCGAGAAUCCUUGGUCAGCAGAUGGCCUUGCCAGUAAUGCUAUUGAUGGAAAUCAUGACUCACAUUAUGAUCAUGGAUCCUGUACUGCUACUACAAUGCAAAAUGACCCAUGGUGGAGGUUAGACUUACUAGACAAGUAUGUAGUGACCUCCAUAACCAUCACCAACCGAAAAGACUGCUGUCCUGAAAGGCUUGAUGGAGCUGAGAUACACAUUGGGAACUCUCUGCUGAACAACGGCAACAGCAAUCCUUUGGCUGGAAAGAUUUCAUCCAUUCCAGGUGGGAGAUCCCUCACUUUCAAAUGGAAGAAAGGCAUUCCAGGCCGUUACAUCAAUGUGGUCAUACCUGGAUCUAAUCGACUUCUUACCCUCUGCGAGGUCGAAGUUUACGGUUAUCCAGCUCCUGAUGGUGAAAAUGUGGCUUUAAACGGGAAAGCUACACAAAAAACCGUCCUUGAAAACGGUUUUGCAUCCAAUGCAAACAAAGUGUUUUCAGUAGUAAUAACAAACAGAGAAGAUAGCUUUUCUGAAAGAUUAAAUGGGGCAGAAAUCAGAAUUGGGAACAGUCUGGACAACAAAGGCAAUAACAAUCCCAGGUGUGCUGUGAUCUCUUCCAUUCAUCCUGGUUUUUCCUCCACCUUUGAAUGUGAUGGGAUGGAAGGACGUUACAUUAAUGUUGUUAUUCCUGGACGGCAAGAAUAUCUUACACUGUGUGAGGUUGAAGUGUACGGAUCACCACUGGAUUGAG